AUGGCACCCACCUUACCCCCCACGCCCCCACGCUCCGUAACUCGUAGCGGCACUAAAGCACAAACCGAACUCCCUGGUCACCUCACGCGUCUUUUCAACAUUCAAAUAGCGGUACAACAGGCCCUCUCUCAUGCGUUGGCAACUUGUGCUGUAGCCCCCACGUCGGACUCCGGGAUAGUCAAAAAUGUGCUCAACCACUUAUCACUGAAGACUUAUACUGGGCUCACGGCUUUCGAGAUUGACGAUCUCAAAAGACUCUGCUGGGUCUGGGGAUGGGAUGGGACGUCGCUCGAAUGUCUCAAGCAGAAACCCACGCCUGUGGAGGAGGAGGAAGACAAUCCUUUUUUGGAUCGAGUGCCGAUUUCAGGUGUUGAAUGGACGCGCGGGUCGAUGGGUUUCGUUCUGAGUCCUGCGACCCACUAUUCAAAGAGUGACAGAAAACGAGUUCCAGCAUAUGGGAUAGGUAUCGAAGUGGAAAUGGAUAUUGACAAGGACAUGGGAGGUGGUAUGGCAGCCGUUGCCCGCUGGACAGCCGCAAGCACCAAACGUCGAAUUGAAUUUCGUCGCAAGCUUGAGCAAUGGGCGACGCUUCAUGCCGAUGACCUCAGCGUUCCUCCAGUGCCACUUGUGGAACUUCCUGUGCUUGCCGUUACCCCCAAGGUCUCCUCCUUGACUCACGCCCUUGCGUCUUGUUCACCCAAGGCAUCAACUUCUCCUCAAAAGUUCCCAGCGCCACCCUCUUCUCCAUCCCGGUCGCCGAUGAAGAAGAGUGUUCGUGAUUUUGCGGUGCCCUUUCCCCUGGUGGCAUCGGGAACCUCUCCCACGAAAAAGACCACAUUAUUUCCACCGCAAACUCCUCGUCGUAAUCGUUCUAACCCGUCGUCCUCGUUGCUUACCCCACAAACACCUGUUGCAUUACUUUUAACUCCGUCCGAAGGUUCGAUGCCAUCUACUCCCGUCCACCAACGAGGAUCCAGUGCAGGAACUGCUCCUCAAACUCCUUCAACAUCUCGCAGACAGGCUUUGUAUGAGCGUGUUCGCCAGCGCUCUCUAACGGCGUCACCGACCAAGUCAUUGGGCAAUGAGGUUACACGAGGUACCCUUACGCGAGACCAAAUGUUAAAGAUGAACCAAGAAGAAAUGCGACGACGUUGUCUUCUUGGCCGACUUGGUGGAGUUGCUGACAGCGUUUGGAUGCUGUUUUCUAACCCAGUAACGGGAGCCUCUGGAACUCCAUCUGGAAGAAAAAGACGUGCGUUGCCGGCCACGGAGGUGGCGCUUGCCAUCAUCAAAUCUUCGCCCGUACCAAUCUCAACAGCUGAAGCCAAUGAAUCCCUGGCAAUCCUUACCGACCUCUGUCCUUUUUUUCUCAAGAAGCUUACUGUCGCUGGAGCCGAAUGGCUUGAAAUGCCAUCUUCAAUCAAUACAACGACUGCUGGAAGCGCGUCAAAUGAAGAAAGUCCGACUAAACGAGGACCUGCGGUUUCUGCAAGUCCUAAGCCAGUUAAGGGUAAGGAAGAAAGUGCCCAUGCACUUGUUACUCGGAGUCCCAGAAGUGUUAGAAGAGAAGCUGGUGGGUUGAGGGAAGUCAGGGAAAUUAUCCGAAGGGAGCUGGAACUCCAAAACUGA
Molecule: messenger RNA, 1629 nt
Organism: Laccaria bicolor S238N-H82
Lineage: Eukaryota; Fungi; Basidiomycota; Agaricomycetes; Agaricales; Hydnangiaceae
Exons: 4
Coding region: 1-1629 (542 amino acids)
Source: RefSeq, a predicted model, not a curated record